CUAACCAAACCGGGACGUCUGAGAACCACAAUGAUCUAGUUGGUUUAACCGGUCCGACCAUCAAAGAGGAUUUUGCAAACAUCAUCAACAAAAGAAAAGUUUUGAUUUUUUUUGCACUAAACCCUAAAAAAGCUUCAACGCCGUUCGUUUGUUGCGAUUCUUCUUCCUCUCUCUUACUCUUCCAAACCUCAGUCCCAGCUCCAGAAUCUACACUGCUCUAAGCGCAAUGUCAACUCGGCCGGAGUUACUCGCGCCGCCGGAGAUAUUCUAUAACGAAUCAGAGGCUCGGAAGUAUACUUCUUCAUCACGUAUCGUUGAAAUUCAGGCGAGGCUUUCAGAGAGAGCUUUGGAGCUUCUUGCUUUGCCCGAAGAUGGAGUCCCUAGGUUGUUGCUCGACAUUGGUUGUGGAUCUGGUCUGAGUGGUGAAACACUCUCUGAAAGCGGGCACCAGUGGAUUGGUCUUGACAUUUCAGCCUCAAUGCUUAAUCUCUAUGCUCAUGGCUUAGGUAUUCGUGCAGGAGUUAUAGACGGAGCCAUCAGUAUAUCGGCUGUUCAGUGGUUAUGCAAUGCGGACAAGUCAUCGCAUGAACCUCGUUUGAGGCUAAAGGCUUUCUUUGGGUCACUAUACCGAUCCUUGUCAAGAGGAGCAAGGGCAGUUUUCCAAGUGUACCCUGAGAAUAUAGCUCAGCGUGAAUUGAUUCUUCGUCAGGCCUUACAAGCUGGAUUUGGCGGUGGGCUUGUUGUUGACUAUCCUCACAGUACAAAGAAGAGAAAAGAGUUCUUGGUCCUCACAUGUGGUUCUGUACCAACCAGUAUCAACGAAGGGUAUAAAGAGAGUGGCUCGGAGGAUGACGAUAGCGAAGACGAAGACAACGGAAUGGUGGGUGUAUCAGAUAGGAGUCGGCCGAGGAAGAAGCAGAGAACGAACAAGAAAGGGAAAGGAAGGGAAUGGGUUCUGAGGAAGAAAGAACAAAGUAGAAGAAAAGGAAACGAUGUUCCUGCUGAUUCCAAAUACACCGCCAGAAAACGCAAGUCGCUUUGUGACCAGAAGGAUAACAACAACGUUCUGUUUAAUACAAAUGGAAUGAUGUAUCUUCCUCGUCAAGGCAAAACAGCUAAGAAGAAAGAGCAUUGCGUGAUCUGUUUCGACGACAUUGAUUCCGAUCUCAUGUUCUACGCCGUUAGCUGCGGUCAUCGGUUUUGCUCUGAAUGUGUAAAACGACACAUUGAAGUGAAACUGGUCGAUGGAGAGAUACCGAACUGUCCUCAGCAUCGGUGCAAGUCUCUCCUUUCUAUCGAUGAUUGCGACGAGCUUUUGAAUCCCAAACUGAGUUUGAUGUGGAUGCCGAAGAUCGACGAGUCCUCUGUUCCUCUCACAGACAGAGUUUACUGUCCGUAUCAAACCUGCUCUUAUCUAAUGUCCAAAACCGAGCUUUCUCUUUCUCUCUAUGCUGAAAAAUCUUCAGGACGUAGGAGAUGCUUCAAAUGCGGUGGCGACUUCUGUGUCCACUGUCAAGUUCCAUGGCAUAGCGAGCUAUCGUGCGACGAGUACAAGAAGUUGCAUCCUAAUCCUCAAGAAAGCGAUGAUGCAAAGCUAAGAUCUUUGGCAAACCUUAAUAAGUGGCGUCAGUGUCCAAAGUGCCAACACAUGGUUGGACGUUCUUACGGAUGCAUACGCAUAACUUGCAGGUGUGGAACUGCUUUUUGCUACGCUUGUGGUUCCGAAUGGAGGAGCGGUUUCCAUAGCGACUGCGUUUAUUGCAACCAAUACGGCGGAUCCCUGGCUGGGUUUAUUACUGUGUUGUUUCUUACUUUACUUGCUGGUUCGGUGUUAUACUUCUUAGGCGCCUAA
Molecule: messenger RNA, 1852 nt
Organism: Thlaspi arvense
Lineage: Eukaryota; Viridiplantae; Streptophyta; Magnoliopsida; Brassicales; Brassicaceae
Source: the annotation of a GenBank genome assembly